Messenger RNA from Aplysia californica (California sea hare), 2307 nucleotides. Its product is annotated as snRNA-activating protein complex subunit 3. Lineage: Eukaryota; Metazoa; Mollusca; Gastropoda; Aplysiida; Aplysiidae. Gene Ontology annotation, biological process: snRNA transcription by RNA polymerase II; snRNA transcription by RNA polymerase III. Gene Ontology annotation, cellular component: snRNA-activating protein complex. The transcript has 9 exons. Bases 276 to 1451 code for a protein of 391 amino acids. The record is from RefSeq and is a predicted model, not a curated record. Gene Ontology annotation, molecular function: bent DNA binding; RNA polymerase III type 3 promoter sequence-specific DNA binding; RNA polymerase II cis-regulatory region sequence-specific DNA binding.
AUGAGUCGAUGUUGUGUGAGAUAGGCCUCUAUCUAGUGCCUUCGAUAUUUCGUUCGACGUCAGUGAGUCGUUUGCGCCGUUGACGAAUUCAUUUAAGAUUCGGCAAUGAUUUUCUUCAACCUUACCAGUACUGUAUCUAAUCUUUAAUUUUACACGAUUGAAGCACUUAUUUGCUGGACUGCAGCUAGAUCUAGAUCUAGAUCUAGAUCCAGAUGUAGAUCUAGAUUCUAGAUCUAUAGGUUUUCUAGAGUCAGUUGAUACUUUUAUAAAGUGAAAUGGAAUUCAAAGGGAGGAGCAGAACGAGGCAAUCCACAGUACUCAUAUGCCCCCGUGACUUUCUCCAGUCAUGGAAUCUUGAAGCAUUUCAGGCAACCAGAAUGCGGAAACCACAGAAUGAGAAAGAAAUCCAUGAACAGAUAUGUAAUAUGAUGUCAGUGUCGGACGAAACUGUAGGGGAAUUGGCUGAAGUAUGCGGGAAGUCAACUCUGUAUACUGGAAAUGAACCUAAACAUUUUUCGAAUUUGUUAGAAAUGCCACAAGCUCCCCCUGAGGUUGAUCUUGAAUGUGUGAAGUUUCAGGAAGAGCAGCGCCGAAUGAGACGAGAAAUUGAAUCUUACAAAGUUUCUGUAAAUAGACAUAUGAAGUACAAUGUGAUGGACGAUUACAUGGCACUUUUACCGCAGACUUUACAGCAGCCAGUGGCAGAGGAACAGUAUCAGGUGCCUGUGCCAAAUGUUAUACUCACGUUGCAAAUAACAAAGUGUUUACAGCAAGGAGAAAAGUCAACACGGUAUCGAGAAUGCGAAACAAUGAUGGUAUUAGGGUCUCAGCCCUUGUCUGCUCUGCGGGACAAAAUAUCUUGCUCUGCAGAUGCCAUCAUCCCAGGAGAUUAUAGCUCUUUGCCGGACGUUGAUACCAGUUGCCUGGAGAAGGCAGGGGACAUCUAUAAAUCCAGUUUCUUCUUCAUAGAAAAUGUGUUUUACAAUGACUUCCGACAAUCUGACAACAAGGACUAUUCCAAGAUAAUCUUGAAGUGGGCUUCAGAACACAUGCCUGAUGCACAGUUCACAACAGCUGCAAUGGAAAAGACAAAGUUUUUUGACCUCAAGAUUAGAUUGGGACACCAUUAUCUGUUCACACAUCAGGGAAAUUGCGAGCACUCUGUUUUGUUUACAGAUAUCAGAAUUUUCAGCUCAGAAGAUGUACAAGAUUUUCGUCACUACCCAAUUCUCACAAUUACACGGUUGAAGAACAGAUCUGUGUGUCAAAGCUGCUUAAAGUUUUCAUCAAAGUGGAUCGUGCGAGAUUCUUCACUUAUUCCAACAGACCCAUGCUUCCUGUGUAGAGCGUGUUUCAAGUCGUUGCUGUAUACCAAGAAUGGCGAGAAAAGAUCUAACUUUAAAGCGUAUCAUUUGUCAGAGUUUUAUUCUAGAGAGAGUUCUACAACCUAGUGGUCUUGGAUGCUGGCAAUUCAUGCUUGUAGUUUGCUCCUUUCUGUAGCAUUUGGUUUCCCCUUAACUUGAACGUAGGAGUAGGAGAGAGAGGGAGUGCAUCUGAAGUCAUUUUUUGUUGUUGCUGUAGACAGGUUUUGCUGGAAGGUGCUUGCCUACCACUACCAGGUCACAGUGCCAGGGUUGAUCCUGGGUUUGUGCAGACUUAGUCAUUGAUGACUUUUUUUCAGGUUUUCCAUCUCUCUGAGUAUGAUCCCAGUGCAGGUUGGAUUAAGUUCCUUGUCCUCUUUGAUGAAAUGGAGGAAAAUCUUGGAGUCUUGUUUGCAAGUGAAAGAAAAGCAGGCCUGUUCAUAUCGGAUUCCUGGUCAAAAUUCAGAAUUAUUCCUUACCCCAGGCUGAAAAAAAUCUCCCAAGAGUGCCUUUGAAAUACCAUACAUUUUUUUAAAGCAAGGGAAAUUGUACAUUUGAAUUUUAAAAAGUGGGCAGCUUGGUUGUUUUGUUUGUUGCAGAAGCAGAGACAGCUAUCCUGCUAUCUUACUCUUACGAGGAAUGAGAGAGAAGAAGAUAAGUCAAGUUCUAGUUAUGAACUUAAUGGUUUUAUAUAGACAGUCAUGUUUUCUUUUGGUCAGUCAGCUGGUGGGCCUUACUUAUGUGGGAUGGCUUCAGCAGUAUUACUGGAUAUGUUUGUCAUCUGACUGAUGAUAACUUAGUAAUCUUUAAAUUUAAACAUAACUUUUUGAAAGAACAUUUAAGAGUAAGUGUAAGAGUUCAAUCCAACCUCCUCUAACGGCCACCUGUGGGUGGUUGGUGGGUGCUCUGGUGUGGUUUGUUCCUUCUUCUUAAUUCCUAUCGAACA